AUGCGCCGCGAGUCCCGGCUGGGCGGCGGCCAGAAUCGAAUCGACCAGCAGCACAGCCGGGGUAAGUACACCGCCCGGGAACGGCUCGAACGCCUUAUGGACGAGGGUACGUUUCAUGAGCUUGACCCGUUCGUAACGCAUCGCAUCACCGACUUUGGACUGGGCGACAGGAGACCGCUGGGGGAUGCAGUUGUCACCGGCUACGGAAAGGUGGAGGGACGGCAGGUGUUCGCCUUCGCCAAGGACUUCACAGUGAUGGGCGGUUCCCUUUCUGAGGUCGUCAGCCAGAAGAUUUGCAAGGUGAUGGACUUGGCCGCCAAAGCGGGAUGUCCGGUCGUAGGCCUCAACGACUCUGGUGGCGCCCGGAUCCAAGAGGGCGCGUUGAGCCUUGCUGCCUAUGGCGACAUUUUCCUACUCAAUACGCUGUAUUCAGGCGUAGUGCCGCAGAUUACCGUGAUUGUCGGUCCGGCGGCUGGCGGAGCGGUCUAUUCACCGGCCAUCACCGAUUUCAUCUUCAUGGUUAAGGAAAUCGGCCAGAUGUACAUCACUGGCCCGGACGUCAUACGCGCUGUUACCGAGGAAUGUAUCAACGAGGUCAGGCACCUGCUCAGUUACCUGCCGGGGAACAACGUCGAUGACCCUCCGCUUGAUCCCGCGGAUGACCCGGCGGACCGCCGCGAGCCCGACUUGCGUUACCUGGUGCCUGAGGAGCCAGGGCGCCCAUACGAUAUGCGCGAUGUUGUUUACAAGGUGGUCGACCACGAGGAGUUCAUGGAAGUCCACCAGACCUUCGCGCCCAACAUCAUCGUGGGCUUUGCCCGAAUGAAUGGACGCCCCCCGGCGCGAUUCGUCCGCUUCUGCGACUGCUUCAACAUUCCGCUCGUUACGUUCGUGGACGUGCCGGGAUUCCUGCCCGGAGUGACCCAGGAAUACGGCGGCAUCAUCCGUCACGGAGCCAAGCUGAUCUUCGCUUACGCCGAGGCCACGGUUCCCAAGGUGUCGGUGAUCACGCGUAAGGCCUACGGGGGAGCCUACAUCGUGAUGAGCAGCAAGCACCUGCGCUCCGACGUCAAUCUCGCUUGGCCCGGAGCGGAAAUCGCUGUGAUGGGUGCCGAAGGCGCAGUGAAUAUCAUCUACCGCGAUGAGAUUUCCAAGUCAGAGAAUCCGGACCAGACCCGCCAGGAGCUGAUCGACGACUACAAGGACCGGUUCACAACUCCGUACAUAGCAGCCGGCCGAGGUUUCUUGGACGAUGUAAUCGAUCCGGCAGAAACCCGCCCCCAGAUAAUCCGAGCCCUGGAAAUGUUGCAGACCAAGAGCGACACCAUGCCACCCAAAAAGCACGGCAACAUUCCUUUGUAG
Molecule: messenger RNA, 1362 nt
Organism: Geodia barretti
Lineage: Eukaryota; Metazoa; Porifera; Demospongiae; Tetractinellida; Geodiidae
Source: the annotation of a GenBank genome assembly